UUUUGCAACCGCUCGACCCGUGUAGAUCGCAUUUUGGCAUUGUUCUUGGGGUGUGUUCCCGGAUGAUCCUGUGAGACUUCCAUUCCAAAGAUUCUGGGAAAGAAUCUGCUUUUUUGUAGAGUGACAUAUCGGCAAACGUGUGUUUCCGAGGGGUCUGUGUGUUCUAGAACUCUGAAAAAAUCAACAUAGAAGUGGGCAGCUUAAAUCAAACAUUGUGAUUGAUGUGAUCAGAAGCCGGAUCUUCAAUUGAUGGCAAGUGGCGUGCCCCAAUCUAGGUGCAAAUCCAUCGAAACUCCUCCAGCGAGGCUAGAAAUGCCGCUGUGGGCGCCCUGAACUGUUGUUUGUCACUGUUUACCUUUAGAAUUGACGCUGGAAGAGUUAUAGCGCGAAUGUCUAUCGUCGUCGUCGUCGUCGAGCGAUCGUAUCCUAUAGUUCAUCGCCGCCAGUCUCAUCCCAUUCCAUUUUAGUAUUUAUGUAAUUCGCUUAUUUAUUCUUCUAACGAUAGCUCGCAUUUAUAAUAGAAAUAAAUAUAGCAUUAGUGCACGUUAGGCAGGUAACAAUAACGCAAAAGGUUCGCGAAGUGCUGCACUUCCUUCAUUCGUUGGAAGAAUCCGUGGAUGUUGUAGCCAUAUAGAACGCAUAGAUUCAGUUUGGAAUAGCAAAAAAAAAUCAAAUCCAACCGCCUAUAGCGGCGAGAUUAGAACUGAGUAGGAGCUCUGGCACGCCAAGUGUCACCGGAUCGUGCAUGUGUGUGACGGUGUUAAUGAAUAGGUAAACAAUUGCUACUCGCUCAGCAUCAUCAUCUUCAUCAACGAGCGAAAACAGCCGUAGCCGUACUAGAAGACACUUGCCAAGCCAACAACUCCUCUGCACACGCGGGCAGAGGAAAAACUCAUCAACAAACAACGUGUCGAACAAGUGAAUAGCAUUAGUCAUAUUUUAAGCCCGCAAGAAAAAGAUGCUGCUGACAGCAGCGAUGGGAAAUCUGCCGGUGCUGCUUUUGGUGGUUUUAGGCGUGCACAUUACGGUGGCGAAAGCACAGCAGGAAGUGAUAGUAUCCAUAGAUGAUCCCGAUAAGACACAAUACCAUGAAGCGAAUUUCAAUACGAGUGCCUAUCAGUUCGGCUAUGAAGUCGGUCCAAACGGCCAGUUCCAUCACGAAACACGAGGCCCCGAUGGAGUUACUUACGGCUGUUAUGGUUACAUCGAUCCUAACGGGAUGCUCCGGGUCACGCACUACGUUGCCGACAGUCACGGUUACCGUGUGGUCGAACCGAACAGACCGGUGGAGAUUUUCACCGACUCUCCAACACACUACAGCAACUCGCUCAGUGAAGACGAACCCCAGACGCGACACCGAGGUCAGCUGGUAGCCUGGCAGGAUUUGUAUCUUCCACGGGGCUGCGGAAUGUAUCCCGGAGGACUUCGGCCAGACAAACCAGUGGUUACACCACCACCACCAUCCACCGGCGCACCUACAAGCGGCACCAAUACUGGCGGUGGCAGUGGCACUGGUAGUCCUCAAGGAAGCGGAGGGUCUCAGCAGUCUGGUGGUAAUCGUCCAGGCCAAAACCAAGGACAGUGGCAGGGAUCUGGGCAAGGACAAAAUCAAGGUCAGGGACAGGGACAAGGUCAGAAUCAAGGGCAAGGACAAGGGCAAGGGCAAGGUCAGAAUCAAGGCCAAGGACACUGGCAAGGACAGGGACAAAAUCAAGGCCAAGGGCAAGGACAAGGUCAAGGACAUAAUCAGAACCAAGGACAGGGACAGAAUCAAGGACAAUGGCAAGGCCAAGGUCAAGGACAAAACCAAGGACAGGGACAAAAUCAAGGAAACUGGCAAGGCCAAGGGCAAGGACAUGGACAAGGCCAGAAUCAAGGGCAAGGACAGGGGCAAAAUCAAGGACAAGGGCAGAAUCAAGGAAACUGGCAAGGCCAAGGUCAUGGGCAGGGACAAGGACAAGGCCAGAAUCAGGGGCAAGGGCAAAAUCAAGGUCAUGGACAAGGACAAGGACAAGGUCAGGGUGGAGGACAAAAUCAGGGGCAGGGACAGGGACAAGGACAGGGUCAGGGACAUGGACAAGGACAGGGUCAGGGACAAGGACAAGGACAAGGACAAAAUCAGGGUCAACGACCUGGACAAGGACAAGGGCAGGGCCAGGGACAAGGACAAAAUCAAGGGCAAGGACAAAGUCAGGGACAAGGACAGAACCAAGGACAGGGUCAGGGACAAGGGCAAGGACAGGGUCAGGGACAAGGGCAAGGACAGGGUCAGGGACAAGGACAGAACCAAGGACAGGGUCAGGGACAAGGACAGAACCAAGGACAAGGACAGAACCAAGGACAAGGACAGGGUCAGGGACAAGGCCAGGGUCAAGGGCAGAACCAAGGACAAGGUCAAGGGGGAAACUGGCAGCAGCAAGGCCCAGGAGGUCAGAGUCAAGGGCAAACGCCACAAACUGGACCUGGGCAUCACCAUCAAGGACAACAUCAAGGAUCUCAUCAGGGUCCAAUAAGCUCCGGUCAACAUCAAGGCCAGCAUCAAGGAAGCCAUCAAGGGGCCAACCAAGGUUCCCAUUCUGGUCAGCACCAAGGGUCUCAUCAAGGUCCCAUUAGUUCCAGUGAACAUCAAAAUCAACAUCAAGGUAGUCACCAAGGAUCUUCUGGUCAGCACGGUGGGCAACAUCAAGGAUCUCAUCAGGGUCCGAUAAGCUCUGGUCAACAUCAAGGCCAACAUCAGGGAAGUCAUCAAGGAGCAGGACAAGGCUCCCAUGGUGGCCAACAUCAAGGAUCUCAUCAAGGUCCUAUUAGUUCUAGUGAACAUCAAAAUCAACAUCAAGGUAGCCACCAAGGUUCUUCUGGUCAACACGGAAGCCAACAUCAAGGAUCUCAUCAAGGGCCGAUCAGUUCUGGAGAACAUCAAGGUCAGCACCAGAGUAGUCAUCAAGGAGCCGGGCAAGGAACGCACCAAGGCCAACACCAAGGGUCACAUCAAGGUCCUAUUAGUUCUAGUGAACAUCAAAAUCAGCAUCAAAGCAGCCACCAAGGUAUUAAUCAGGGACAACAUCAAGGGCAACAUCAGGGUCAACAUCAAGGUCCGAUUAGCUCAGGGCAACAUCAAGGCAGUCAUCAAGGAAGUCACCAAGGUGGCAGUCACGAGCAUCAGGCCCAACACCAAGGAUCCCACCAAGGGCCGUUUGGUAAUUCCACCCACAGCAUUCAGGUAUCGUGGGGAAACCAGAAACCAGGACAACAAGGUCAAGGUCAAGGCCAAGGUCAACAGCAAGGGCAAGGACAAGGCCAGGGGCAAGGACAAGGCCAGGGACAAGGGCAAGGACAGGGGCAAGGUCAAGGACAGGGGCAAAAUCAAGGGCAAGGACAAGGACAGGGGCAAGGUCAAGGGCAAGGACAAGUACAACAACCUGGCCAGGGACAAUGGCAAGGUCAAGGGCAACAGCCUGGUCAAGGUCAGUGGCAAGGAUCAGGACAAGGACAACAGCCUGGACAAGGUCAAUGGCAAGGAUCCGGACAAGGACAGGGUCAACAACAAGGUCAAGGUCAAGGACAAGGACAAUGGCAAGGGCAAGGGCAAGGUCAAACGGGGCAACAGGGACAGGGUCAAUGGCAAGGACAGGGGCAGCAAACAACAACCAGUAGGCCCAUUGGAGGACCUUCGACGGAGUAUCCGUAUGGACCGACGACACCCCCGCCUGGUUUCACUACAGCUCAACCAGCUUACCCAUCGACUGCCAGUGGCGUGCAACCUCCGAAUCGCCCAGGUCAAUCUGGUCCUCCUCCAUCCAGCGGAGGCAGCAACAACAACCAGUAUCCCCCUUACCAGAUUGCUGUCUCUCAGUAUCCAUAUUUCUUUGUUCCUUAUCCUUAUCCUCCUCCCUCCAAUGUCCCUCAAGCUCCAUGCAAUUGCCCACAGGACCAGAAUCGACCACCGACCGGUUAUCUCGGUUUCAUCCCGGUCAUUUACGUACCGAGGUGUGACGCUCAAAAAAGUGGUCUUCCCACUCAUAUCAACUGGCCGGCCCCUCCUCCGCCGAAUGGUGUUGGCCGAGUCAUUGACGACUUGCCGCUACAGCGGCUAGUCCAGAAUGCGGACGGAAGCUGGAACGUUGAACAGCUGUCGCCUGAAGAACAACAAAAGCAACUGCAGCAGCUGCAAAUAGCGCCACUGCAAUCGCAGCCGCAGCAGACUCCACAGCCAAGGCCACGCCAGAUUCGCAACCGUAGACUUCGGAGUAGACGGCCGCCACCGCCACCACCAUCUCCAUCGCAGGAGGAGGAUUCAGCGAUCAGACCGGAAUCACAGAUCGAGUCCGCGUGAUGAUGAAAGAGAUACAAGGAUGUUAGAAUCAAGGAAAAAAAUGAGGCAGUAUUAAACUGCCCAUACAUUUAUAAUAGUCCUAUGUUUACUUGAUUUCCUAUCUUCAUGGGACUGUUAUGCAUCUAUGGGCAGUAAAAAGGUAACGAUAGUGAGAAACAGGAAUGGAGACUGGUUGUGAUGGACGAGUCCAGUAUGGCGUCCUCCAGUGAUCGACCAUUAAUGGUAGGACGUGAGACGAAAAUACUCAUUCGAUUUUAAGCUUAUGUAUGUGGUAGGUAGCUGAUUCUUGUGGAACAAGCAACAAGACGAAACGAACGAUAUCUAGUGUAUUAAAAAAUUUCAUAG
Armigeres subalbatus is the source of this 4678-nucleotide messenger RNA. RefSeq lists its product as uncharacterized. The transcript has 9 exons. The record is from RefSeq and is a predicted model, not a curated record. The coding region runs from base 959 to 4333 and encodes 1124 amino acids. Lineage: Eukaryota; Metazoa; Arthropoda; Insecta; Diptera; Culicidae.